AUGUCUCCUAAAACAGUCGUUGUCGUGGGUGCUACUGGCUUACAGGGAGGAUCUGUCGUUGAAGAGUUUCUCAAGUAUCCCAACGAGUAUCAUAUCAAGGGCCUCACACGCGAUGUCUCCAAGCCCGCUGCUUUGCAACUCUCUGCAAAGGGGGUAGAUGUUCAAGCUGCAGACCUCAACGACGGCCCCGAGGCACUGGAAAAGAUCUUUGCUGGAGCUAGCAUCGUCUUUGCCCUGACUGAUUUCUGGGCCUCGAGGUCGAAAGUCGUUGAGAUCGCCCAGGGCAAGGCUUUGGCCGAUGCUGCUGCCAAGAUCCCGACGCUGGAGCACUUCGUCUGGAGCGCUCUCCCUGAUCCGAUGGAGCUUUCUCAGGGACGAUUCUACCAUGUCCACCACUGGAAGAGCAAGGCAGACGUGACCGAGUACAUCAAGGAGCAGAAGCCGGAGCUUUGGAAGAAGACGACGACCGUUCUGUUUCCCAACUACUUUGAGAACUGCUUGACCGACCCUCGGGGGUAUUUGCCACAAAAGAUUUCUGGAAAGCUCGUGCGCGAGUUUCCAGUCGGUGCCGGCACACUUUUGCCAAACGUAGCCAUCACCGACACGGGUAAACUCGUCCGUACUGUUGUGAAGAACCCAAAGACCUACUUUGCAAAAUCAAUUGCGUUUUAUGCCCAGGGGAUAUCAGAGGGCGAAAAGCUUGUCACGUUGGCAAAGGAAAUUGGAAUUCCAUUCGAGUACAGGAAAUCAACGCCAGAGCAGUUUCAAAGACGGCUGGAGAGUGUCGGCCUGUCGCCCGAGUCGGCUUUGGACUUUACGGAGCAGCUCUUGAUUUUCGAGUAUUUCGGGCAGAUAUACGCAAGCCAUAAUUUCAUUCAGGCGCAUGAGAUUCCUGGUCUAUCGUUGAAGACGUGGGAGGAGUUUGUCCUUGAGAACAAGGAGGAGUUAAUAGCCAAGAUUGAAUCAGGCGAGAAUCCUUCUGCAUGGGUUCAUUAA
Messenger RNA from Trichoderma breve, 996 nucleotides. Its product is annotated as nmrA-like family domain-containing protein. Lineage: Eukaryota; Fungi; Ascomycota; Sordariomycetes; Hypocreales; Hypocreaceae. The transcript is spliced from 5 exons. The record is from RefSeq and is a predicted model, not a curated record. The coding region runs from base 1 to 996 and encodes 331 amino acids.